Messenger RNA from Ahaetulla prasina, 1553 nucleotides. RefSeq names its product succinate dehydrogenase complex subunit C (gene SDHC). Bases 393 to 833 code for a protein of 146 amino acids. Lineage: Eukaryota; Metazoa; Chordata; Lepidosauria; Squamata; Colubridae. The record is from RefSeq and is a predicted model, not a curated record. Gene Ontology annotation, cellular component: membrane. The transcript is spliced from 6 exons. Gene Ontology annotation, molecular function: electron transfer activity; succinate dehydrogenase activity. Gene Ontology annotation, biological process: mitochondrial electron transport, succinate to ubiquinone; tricarboxylic acid cycle.
GACUAGAACUCACUGUCUCCUGGUGACUGACCCAAAGUCACCCAGCUGUCUUUCAUGCCUAAGGCAGGACUAGAACUCACCGUCUCCUGGUGAUUGGCCCAAAAACAUCCAGCUGACCUUCGUGUCUAACCUGUGACUAGAACUCACCCUCUCCCAAUUUCUAGCUUGGCGCCUUAAUCAUUAGACUCUACUGCUGUGGUCUCUGAAAGACAUGCAUAAACUUUGGAGUUUAUGCAGUCCAAAACCACCUUCAAAACUGGGCCGGCAGUUGAACCAACCUUGUUCUCCAAAUACCCUCCGCGCCUCCUGACGGUUCAGAAAAUCCUUACGCUAACCCUGCGAGGUUAGCGAGCCGGCGUUGCCUGUGUGUCCGCCUCAACGCGGGAGUCUCCAUGCGACACUUGGUCCCCAUGGUGACGUCGGCGAAGGAAGAAAUGGCCAAGUUUUGGGAGAAGAACACUCGGUCUAAACGGCCGUUGUCCCCGCAUAUCACCAUAUAUGGGUGGUCCCUGCCAAUGAUGAUGUCCAUCACUCACCGCGGGACCGGCGUGGGAAUGAGUUUAGGUGUGUCGCUUUUCGCGUUGAGCGCCUUGGCUCUUCCUGGACAGUUUCCCGACUACCUGGAUAUGAUUAAGUCGCUCAGCCUGGGACCUGCUCUAAUUUAUUCUGCCAAGUUUGCUUUGGCCCUCCCUCUAACCUACCACACCUGGAAUGGGAUUCGGCAUCUGGUCUGGGACAUGGGCAUCGGUUUCAAGAUACCCCACCUGUACCAGUCCGGUGCCCUGGUCCUUAUCCUGACGGUUCUCUCUUCCCUUGGGAUUGCUGCCAUGUGAAGAGAUACGAAACACGCUUCCCCUCCCCCCCACCCCCCGCUCGCUCCCCAACUUUUCUAACUUUGCACACACACACACACCCCUACAAAGUUGGUUCAAUCAAGGACUUCGGUUUGUUAGUUAGGAAGAUAAUCGGGAGGGGUUUUAUUACCACCGUUGCAAUCCUACGGAGACCGUUCUCCUGGUAGGAUUUUCUCAUCACGAUUAUUAUUAUUCUUUUUCUUAACUUCUUUUCAUCGCCAGAGGCUCCAGUUUUACCCGAGGGAUUUUUUUUGGGGGGGGAGAGGGAGGGGGGGUUCUUCUUCUUCAAAUCCCACCGCUUAAAAACGCGGCUGGGCUUUUAGAAACUGACAUUUCUCCCACCGGGCCAAACGCGAACCAUCUUUAGCUCUUGUCUUUGCUUUCUCGGAACAAUCCUUCCCUUUGAAAACAAAACAAAAAACCAAAAAAAAGCUACAGGGCAGCGUGCAAACGGGCGUGGGCGGCACGCCCAUUUCACAAAGGACAACACCGUCCAUUGAGAGCAAACUGGCACGAACGAAUCACACAAGCCGAGGUGGACAACCUCCAGUCUGGCUGAUGAUUUUUAAUUUUUUUUUUUUUCCCCAAGUGGGGCUCGGAGGGAAGAGGAGGGGGAAAAUUGAAGGCAGGAGGAAAUCUUGCAGUUUUCUUUCUCCCUUCUGCAGGAGACAGCCUCUACCUUUGCAUUAAAAAAAAAUU